CCAUUCGACGAUAAACAUUGACCCGCAGAGCCUUCAGAGGGGUAGAGCACGUCAAAGUGAGGGAGGCCGUGUCGAGUCACUCUUAUUAUUACAAGACUGGAAUUACUCGCCAACAUUAAACACGCGCACACUAUGGUGAAGCAUUAUCCCGUUCCAAAAGGAGGAGACGACAGCCUGCCGCUCUGACAUCUACCUUUACCGCCGCAAAGCCGUUAGCUUUGACAGCUAACGCGAGGUAGCCGAGUUAGCUCUCGCAUACCGUCGUUUUCUACACGCAGCUGACCUCCACCACAACACAGACGCACUGAGUAUCCAUCGCUCUCAACGUCGGGGUCGUUACUCCCCAGGCUCCUCACGCCCUCUCCCGUUGUCCCCCGUGUGCUGCCCCGUGGACGGUUCCCGAAUAUGAUACAGAAUGAGUCAAAGAGACACUUUAGUUCAUCUGUUUGCUGGAGGAUGUGGGGGCACGGUGGGAGCCAUAUUGACUUGUCCACUGGAAGUAGUGAAGACCCGUCUGCAGUCAUCCUCCAUCACCCUCUAUGUGUCUGAGGUUCAGCUCAGCACUGUCAACGGGGCCAGCGUGGCCCGCAUGUCCCCACCAGGCCCCCUUCACUGUCUCAAAUUGAUAUUGGAAAAAGAAGGACCUCGCUCUCUCUUCAGGGGUUUGGGGCCAAACUUAGUGGGUGUGGCACCUUCCAGAGCAAUCUACUUUGCUGCUUACUCCACUGCCAAAGAGAAACUGAACAGCGUGAUGGAACCUGACUCCACGCAGGUGCACAUGGUGUCGGCUGGAAUGGCAGGUUUUACAGCCAUCACAGCAACCAAUCCAAUAUGGCUCAUAAAGACUCGACUACAGCUCGAUGCAAGGAAUCGAGGUGAGCGACGGAUGAGUGCGUUUGAGUGUGUGCGGCGGGUGUAUCAGGCAGACGGCUUGCGAGGCUUCUACAGGGGAAUGUCAGCGUCUUACGCCGGUAUCUCAGAGACUGUGAUCCACUUUGUGAUCUAUGAAAACAUUAAGCGGCGCCUCUUGGAGGCCAAGGCACCGCAGAACAUGGAUGAGGAAGAGGACACGUCGAAAGAUGCUUCAGACUUUGUUGGAAUGAUGCUUGCUGCUGCCACCUCCAAGACUUGUGCCACAUCUAUUGCUUAUCCUCAUGAAGUGAUCCGCACGCGGCUACGUGAAGAGGGCACCAAGUACCGCUCCUUUUUCCAGACUCUAACAACAGUGCCCAAAGAGGAGGGUUACCGCGCCCUGUACCGCGGCCUCACCACCCACCUGGUACGCCAGAUCCCCAACACCGCCAUCAUGAUGUGCACCUACGAGUUAGUGGUCUACCUCCUGAAUGGUUAAAGUCUUCCCCCUCUCAGACAGUUUCUGUAACCCUGCCCCUGUUCGGAGAUGAAGAAGAGAGAGCACCUGCACAUCAGCUAGCACGGCUAACAACCUGCUUGGGCGGAGACGGCACCUCGACCUUUGUCUCAGUGGCACAAGUGGUUGUUAAAAAAUAAAGUUGGAAGUUUUGUUUUAUAACCAAAGGGUAUGGCACAAGGAGGAGGAGAGCCAGAAGGAUCCCUGCAUUGAUUUGGGGGGUCUUGGUUUAGCGGUGGCAAAGAAACGGUUGCCCUAUUUUCAUUUUUACUCCAUCCCCUUUUCCCUUCGGAUAUAUACGUUGCUUGUGCAAACUCCGAUUCAGAGCACUGAAGACAGAACCUGAGUUAGAGUAUAUUCUGCCUCUAACAUUACUAAUAAUGAAGAGAAGUACAGCGAUCCUUAAUACCUAGUGCAUAUAGGACCCUCUUCAGCACUAGGCUUUGUUCUAAUACUGAUGAGCAGUUUUUUAAAUACAAUACUUGUAGCACGCAGUAUUUCCUGCAUCCCUCAGAGUACCACAGGAGGCCCAGAUAUAAAGACACCAGCUGCCGUGCAUCAUCUCAGUCAGUAUAUGACAAAGGUUCUGAAGUCAGCGAGAACAAGGAGGAACCGGUGCUUGAGGCUUGUAGAGGUGGGAUAAACAGAGGAGCAAAGGGUAGAAGGAGGGGAGGGAGGCAAAUGGAAGACAUGCCUUAUGUGAAGAUGUGAAGCCGACUGAGAUGCACAGGAGCUGUAGGUGGACGCACAGCUCUGGCUGCGCCGUCACAACAAAAUGUAGACACGGAAAGUCGUACACUGGUUAUCGUGUGAGUUCAGGUGGCCUUAGUGAAAGUUUGACAUAUCAGGAUCACGGACACAAUCACCCAAAGGUUUUCAACGUCCCCAGUGUUGGCUGUGACAUCCUUCUUUGCAGCUCUUUACACUAAAUACCUUCAUGAUUGAAAACUGCUUAUUUUAAGUGAGGUCUACUGAAUGAUACGGACCUCUGAACCUGUACGUGUUUGUGUUUACCGUGUGUGGUCGAGUGUAGUCGCUAAGGUUAGACAGGAGGUUCAAAGUCCCCAAACUAAAUCUGAAUAUAAUCCACCAUUCUAACUACUGGAAUGUAAAUACACAAGAGGGUAACUUUACUGAAGGCAAGGAAGUUACACACUUACCCAUGCUGUGAAGUAAAAAUAAAUAGAAUUAACAAAUUUUAACUAAUUGUGAUAUUGAUAUAUAUAUGAAAUACCAACCUAACGUGAUUGUGUUGCAUUUGUCAGCCCAGUUUUGGCCAAAUGCUGACAUUCAGUGCAUUUUCUAAAGAGGAGAGGGGAUUUUCCUGUUACCUUUAUCUCAGAAAUACACGGUGUUGUUCUUCUAGCACUUUUCUUUCUCUAGAAUGCUCAUCUCAUUGAUAUUUUUUUUCUCACUUGGAGAAUCCAGGCUUGUUUUUGCGAGCGAGGACAAUCCUCUUGAGUUUACACUGGAAAACUUGUAGGGUUUAGCCAGCGUGUGGAGGAAGUGGCCAGGAACAUGUUCAUCAUAAGCGCACAUUCAUUAAAACAGACCAGUCAGAAAAAAAAAAAUCGUUUUGACAUUUCCUGCCCCUUGUUGAGUUGUUUUUGUGACAGAAAACAAAAUCAUUGCAUUUCAACGUGUGGAAAAAAUGAAGCUUUUUCUCCGGUCAGUGUUUUAUGUAUGUGGAUGUCUUUGCCAUGGAAUGGAAAGGUGCUUGCUCUCUGCAUUUGUUUUUAGCAUUUUUGGUCAUGCUUCAAAUGACAAAAACUGUGUUUUACUGCAACCUUCCUUAUCCUAGUUACCACAGAAGUAACUCUCAUCCUGACAUCACGAUGCCACUUCAACCUAGCCUGUUCAUAACGUGUGCAUUUUCGUCAUAAAUGGGAAACUUUAGAAGGACUUAGCACACGAUGCUAACACAAAUUCUCACCUUGAGCUGUUGCGGUUGUCCUCCAUUGUGUUUUAACUUGCGUUGAUAACUUAUCCAAACACUUAACUGCUUAGCAGAUCAGAUGCUGAGUGCAGCAGUCAGGGCGUUUUUGCCAUAAUAGGCUCACUUUCUCAGUGCCGUUGUUCUCUUAAUGGCAGAAACUGCUUCAUAAACAGAUGCUCGAGGCAGUCAUCUAUGUUAAUGCACAUUUUUCGUUCGGUUUUCCAGGACACAUCAAGGACAGUUCAGUCUAAUGGUGUUAGAGAUGUAGUGAUACCUCCAUACAGCACCAUCAACACACACUAUUGAUGUAGUGAGUCUGUGGGGGAGCCUGUUGCUGCUAGUUGUGAUUGGGCGGUUCUCUAUCAUGGUGCUGGCUUCACUCCCGUGGCUUGUAAAGGAGGACAGGUACUGCAAGUUGGCUGUACCCAGUGUGAUUAAAGGGUUAUUUCACCCAUGUAAUAAAAAUGGAAAAAAACAAAAAAUCUUCUCUUACUUUUAGUGGUGUCAUGCAGAGAGUUUUGGUUUUAUUUCCCAGGUUUUGAGGACAAUCUGUCAGAUUCCUGCCUUCACCGCUGUGCAAACUCGGUGUCGAGGUGGCAGCAGAUCACUCAAAACAUGGAGAUAAAAAUAGCAAAGGUGAGCGAGGAAAAUGGAACUGUACAUUUCUAUGCAUCUCUCCACUUGUAUCAGUUUUUUUGUCGGAUGAUACAUUCUCUCCCGCAUCUUUGUUAUCCCGUUGCACCCACACGUCUGCGUUGUGUGCCAGUGAGUGUAUGUGUGUGUUUUGUGUGUGCUUGCUUAAAUGAGACUUGUAUGCCAUUCUGUUGUGUCUUACAUGUAAGACACCAUCGGAGUAUGUAUGCACUCAGUUGAAUACCUGCAAACAGUGUUCUUUUUUUUUUUUUUUUAAGACGGAUUGUUGCCUUUUCCUGACAUCCUCUGUGUUCUCAUCGAUGAGCCGACGAAGUGUGGCUCGCUCUAUGCAUUCUCUCAUACCUGUUUUUGUAAAACAAAAUGUCAAUAAAUUGGAAGGAGUGCAAGUC
Messenger RNA from Acanthochromis polyacanthus (spiny chromis), 4348 nucleotides. RefSeq names its product solute carrier family 25 member 36-A. The coding region runs from base 416 to 1351 and encodes 311 amino acids. Gene Ontology annotation, cellular component: mitochondrion. The transcript has 7 exons. Gene Ontology annotation, biological process: pyrimidine nucleotide import into mitochondrion. Lineage: Eukaryota; Metazoa; Chordata; Actinopteri; Pomacentridae. Gene Ontology annotation, molecular function: pyrimidine nucleotide transmembrane transporter activity. The record is from RefSeq and is a predicted model, not a curated record.